GUCCCGCCUCGCUGAGCCGCCACCAGCAGUGGGAGCCGCGCUCUGAGCUGCAGACACUGCGCUCGGCUGAACCGGCGCCCUGGGGCCAGAGCGCGGGGCCGGGUGCGAGAGCCGGCGACUCCGGGCUGCAGGUGCGCGGCGACUCGGGCUGAGAAGGACCAGGAGCGCGAGGUUCAGCGCCAACCAGGGCGCCCCCUGCUUCGCCCCGCCUGUCUCUGGGAGCCAAAGCCCCGCAGGUGCCGCCUCUCCUCGCCUUCCCGCUGCAGCCGCCCACCAUGGACUCCCCGGUCCAGAUAUUCCGCGGGGAGCCGGGCCCCACCUGCGCCCCGAGAGCCUGCCAGCUCCCCAACAGCAGCGCCUGGUUCCCGGGCUGGGCCGAGCCAGACGGCAACGCCAGCGCCGCCUCGGAGGACGCGCAGCUGGAGCCCGCGCACAUCUCCCCGGCCAUCCCGGUCAUCAUCACGGCGGUCUACUCCGUGGUGUUCGUCGUGGGCUUGGUGGGCAACUCACUGGUCAUGUUCGUGAUCAUCCGGUACACAAAGAUGAAGACAGCAACCAAUAUUUAUAUAUUUAACCUGGCUUUGGCAGACGCUUUAGUUACGACCACCAUGCCCUUCCAGAGCACCGUCUACUUGAUGAAUUCCUGGCCUUUCGGGGCUGUGCUGUGCAAGAUAGUCAUUUCCAUCGACUACUACAACAUGUUCACCAGCAUCUUCACCCUGACCAUGAUGAGCGUGGACCGCUACAUCGCUGUGUGCCACCCCGUGAAGGCUCUAGACUUCCGCACGCCCCUGAAGGCAAAGAUCAUCAACAUCUGUAUUUGGCUCCUGUCCUCCUCUGUGGGCAUAUCCGCAAUCGUCCUCGGAGGCACCAAAGUUAGGGAAGACGGGGAGGUCAUCGAGUGUUCCUUGCAGUUCCCGGAUGAUGACUACUCCUGGUGGGAUCUGUUCAUGAAGAUCUGUGUCUUCGUCUUUGCCUUUGUGAUUCCCGUCCUCAUCAUCAUCGUCUGCUACACCCUGAUGAUCCUGCGCCUGAAGAGCGUCCGGCUCCUUUCUGGCUCUCGGGAGAAAGAUCGCAAUCUCCGCCGGAUCACCAGGCUGGUGCUGGUGGUGGUGGCGGUCUUCAUCGUCUGCUGGACCCCCAUCCACAUCUUCAUCUUGGUGGAGGCUCUGGGCAGCACCUCCCACAGCACGGCUGCCCUCUCCAGCUACUACUUCUGCAUCGCCUUGGGGUACACCAACAGCAGCCUGAACCCCAUCCUCUACGCCUUCCUUGAUGAAAACUUCAAGCGGUGUUUCAGGGACUUCUGCUUUCCCAUUAAGAUGAGGAUGGAGCGACAGAGCACCAGCAGAGUCAGAAACACGGUUCAGGAUCCUGCCUACAUGAGGGAUGUGGAUGGGAUGAAUAAGCCAGUAUGACUAGUCGUGGAGAUGUCUUCUUAUAGUUCUUCAGGAAGAGAAGAGGUCAACGAUCUAGGUCUCACUCAGAUUACUACUGCAGUCUGAGAUGAAAAGAGACUUUUUAAUAAACUUUCUGAAAUCUCAUGGUCUAAAGUCCUAAGAUACAGACUGCAUUGGCCAUCCAGGUCGGUGGAAACAUGAAGGCUGCCAGGAAGGAGGGCAGAAGGUUCGAGCAACAAACCUGACUCUUCUCUAGGGCACGGAAGGCAGGCUGGCUCUCGGUUCCUCCAAGGAACAAAGAACAGGCCUUUCCUUCUGGUGACCUAUAUUUAGGUCAGCACCCAUCUCUUGUGGCCUUCCUAUGCAAUGUGGUUUCAAAACCUCUAUUUAAGAGAAAAGGAAAAGGCAAAAAAACACAUUGGUUUCAGAGCUCAGUGGACAUCCAAUCCAGAUGUUAACAAUGACAGCAACAACCUCAAAAAGAAUGAGAACCAUUUCCAGGGUUCACACCCAGCUCACUUUAUGCUGUGUGGACAUGCAUUUUGUGGGGUGAUGUGGUGAGAACUGCAGCUGAAGUGUGAUUGGGCCCACACCUGAGGCAUCUGAUAUUCAUGUAUAGUAGAACAUCAUCUCGAUAUUUAUGAAAUUACUUAAACAUGUAAAAAGUGGUUUUUAACAAAGUUCAAUUUCUUUAAAACUAGUUAUUGUUUUUUACUUAGCAUGCUAUUCAGGUAAAUAAUCUUAUGGCAAAGCAUGUCCCGAUGUCAAGAAACAUAAAGUGGUUUGAAUACCACUGAAAAAAUAUACAGCUUCAUCUGUAAAUAAUGAUACACGUGCAAAUAAGGAAUGGGUUUGCCUUCUAGCCAGGGGAUUCCCAAGGGCACAGUAAUGAUCCCGGAGUUAUUAAGAGUUGAUGCUGAGACUUUUUGCUGGUAGUCGGUCAUGGCGGGAUCUCUUUCCAACUUCCCGGACCCCAUUUAGUCCUUUGUCGUUUAACAGUGCUCAUAACUCAUGUUAAUGAGUCAUGAAACCUUUAACUUUCUCCCAGGUUGUAGCCUUGGCAGAAUCUAGCCUGUUUGUAGCAUCUCUUUAUAGCUGUUACCAGAUUCCCUGUAUUUAUGGGGAGGAAGAUGUUUUGCUUAUGGAGGUCUCAAGAUACUACUCUGUGGCUUUCGGCAAGAAAGUAGAAUUGUUCCUAAAUGUGUGCUGAAUGGGAACAUUACGGUGCUCGGAGUUCCUGGACACACCUUGCACUGUGUUCUGUGAAGAACACACCUGCUGAGGAUAAUGUCAUGAGCAACACAUUUAGGAUAAUUUUGCUAAAAUUUCCAGAUGACAUAGAAAUUCCCUCUUUUUUUCCCCCUGAAAUGUAUGGUUUCAGAGGUAAUGGAUUUUUCUGUAAUUUUCCUGGGAAGAAAAAAGGGAUAAUUUAGAAAUAACACCCAUUUCUAAGCCUAUAUCUUAUUAGGGCAGCACCCUUUGCAAUUUAAUAGAAAAAUCAAAUGUAAAGCCCUGUAUAACUGUAGACACUAUUGCAUCUGUAAGUGCUGUUCACCAUGCAUUUUCUUUCUAGUGUAUAGCCUCUCUCCUUUUGGAAAUAAAAACUCACGUUGAAGGUUUUACAUGUGGUUUCACAAUUUUACCCUUAUCAUAUUUGUGUCUAUUCCAGAUUGUCAUGACACCUAACACCAAUGACUGAAGGCAGCAUGGCAGGGAUUUUUCCUAGUGAAAAUGAAGCACUCUUUUGAGUAUUUCUUAAAUUUCUUUGACAUUCCUAGAUGUCCUUAUAUUAUUAUAACUGAAUGAUUGGCUUAAAUACUGGUUUAUACUAACGCCUUAGUUAAAAAUCUUGGUUAUCAUAUAGGAAAGAUGUCUUUAUAGAGAGUAGUUUCAGAAACAAACCCCACUAGAACAGGAAAUAUAAAAACCUCUUUAUAAAACAGCAAAACCCAGGAAAUUUUCCUCUUAGCUUCUUACCCAGUGCAAAACACAACAGAAAUACAAUCAUGGAAUGAAAUCAGAGCAGUGUGUUCUCUUUAAACCAGCGCUGCCUGUGCUUCCGUGGCAUUAACUACCAUUCACGGAGUCUGAACUGUUUGCCUGAUUUCUUCUGCAUCUUUGCACGUGGAAGUUUGCGCACAAAGAGAAAGAGAAGUAACACCCAAGAAGGGUCGUUCCUCCCAAGCUUCUCCGUUUUUGUUAAUACUGGCUUCCCAAAGCUGAAAAGAGAGAAGAUGGAAAUGUCGUUUUAGGACAUUGCUUUACAGGAAUGGUGAUGUCAAUCCCACGCCAGGAAAGACGCCACUCACAAAUGUGUCUCUUUGCCGAAGUGUAUAGGUUCACAUGCGAGUGUGUGUGUCCUGCCAUGAACAGCGAUCAUAUUGCCAUUCGCUCAUCAUUCCCUACAAUGUGUUUGUCCGAGACUUACUACCUCUGAGAUAUCUCCCACUUUUGAUGCUCCUUUCUUCAACCUCAAUGGGAGGGCAUUGUCUGCUGUGUCUCUCUGAGACCAGACCUGCACGUGUCCAACCUUGAGAUGGGCUCUCCACAUGAACCCUAUGUGCCCACGCAGAAAGUGCAGAGAAAUGAACCAGCCAUGCAUGGUGAGGAGGAAACCUGCAACUCGGAACUGGAGGACAAUGGAAACACUCUCAGUGUCUCAGACUACUUAGGAAUCUAAGAGUGUCCCUGAGACUUAAAAUCAAAAUGCCAGGCUUAAUCCUAAAAAGAAAAUAUAAUUUUGGGGAAAAAAAUCAAGAAAUAUUCACAUAUAUCUGAAGAAGAUGGUUCCAUUCUGUGAUAUGUUACUGAGAAAUAAAAGUCCUUAAACUUGUAUAACUAUUAUGAGACAAUUUAUAGAUGUUUCUGGCUUUAAAUUGGAGUUUUUUAGAUAGAAAACUGUGACAAAGUUGUAUGUCCUUUCAGUGAGAUUUAUUUCCUAACCAAGAGUUGUUUGGAUGAUUCAGCAUAAAUAUGAGAAUCUCAACCAAAAAGAGCAUAAACUCAUUUGCCCUAAGGCAAUUUUCUUCUCUGAAACAAAAGUGUAUUCACAUAUUCUUUAUUAUAAUGUAUAUUAUUUAUUUAUAUCUCAUACUUUUAAAGAUGAUAAUUAUGCAUUGUAUAUAUGAUUGUGUGCCUUGCAAUAAAAUCAAAAUUGUACCUGCUAAAAAUCA
Molecule: messenger RNA, 4573 nt
Organism: Microcebus murinus (gray mouse lemur)
Lineage: Eukaryota; Metazoa; Chordata; Mammalia; Primates; Cheirogaleidae
Source: RefSeq, a predicted model, not a curated record